Halteromyces radiatus is the source of this 1577-nucleotide messenger RNA. RefSeq lists its product as uncharacterized. Lineage: Eukaryota; Fungi; Mucoromycota; Mucoromycetes; Mucorales; Cunninghamellaceae. The transcript has a single exon. The coding region runs from base 211 to 1440 and encodes 409 amino acids. The record is from RefSeq and is a predicted model, not a curated record.
UUUUUUUUUCCUCGUUUGGUUACUCGAAUAAUUGCAUCCCCGAUAUCAUUCAACAUGACGACUCAACAUUCUAUCUCGAUACCAAUUUGGCCAAAAAGGAACCUUUUUUCUUAUAUAUUAUCAUUCAUUGGAUUGAACAGAUCAAAUGAUACUGUGGACAAUGAUUCCUUUUGUAUAUCCCCAGCAACAUCCUCAACUUCAACGUUAACAAUGUCCUCGACAACGAUAUCAUCCCAAUUAUUUUCACCUUCAAGAUCAAUAUCUUCAUCAUCGACAACAUCAACUCUAUCUGAAUGUAUCAGCAACAACAGAGAAAAGCAACCAAGGUUUGUCAAGUCUACGGCAACUUUACUCGCAUGCGAUGAUCUUGGAAACAGCAUUAUGGAUGACAGUUCCGCAGUACUGGUGCCAAUGACUGAUAAUAGUAAUGUUGAUCAACCGAAUAGACAACACCAUUCGAUAUGGAAAUUUCACAAAUGGAUUCGAUCUUUACCAAAGCUUGCCUUACUUCAUCUUCUCUCUACGACAACAAUACAACAACCUGCAAUUACAUAUCAGCUUUUGGAAUACCAAUAUCUCCAAGAUAUCACCAAUAUUAAAAUCAACACGACCAACAAAAAAGGUAGAUUAACAUUUGAUCAGACUAAGCCUAUUGAUACCUGCAACGGAAAUAUGAGUGGAGAUAUGGAUGCUCUCUUACACGAAAUGACUUGGAUUCAGAAUCAUGCUCGCGCCAUUGUACAUCUCUUGGAUCAUGCAAGACCGAAUGAACAAUUUGCCAGGGCAGAAGAAAUCAAUGAUCAGUUAUUCUCCUUGGUGAGGCUAUGUACUUUUCAAUUCCAUGUUCAUUGGGGCGAUUCUUUUAUCGCAUUGAUGGCUCUUACCUUGGUGGCGAAAGAAUGUUUUGAUGCUCCUUCAGAAGUACGCCAGUGUCUGUUUUACCGGGUUAAAUUUGGGCGUACAUUGAUAUUGGAAAUGAUCACUGUUUUGAAGCACUGGAAGAUCUAUCGUGGAAAUAAAACAAGAAAUGGAACAGUAGGAACUACUACAAGCAGGCAUCAAGAUAUCAUUAUGAACGAUAACAGUCUCAAAGAACAGAAACAACGACGUGCACUUUGGAAACAUGGCAACAGCAAUGCUCUAUUCACAACUUCACAAUCAUUAACGCCGCAGCAACAGCAUUUGAUCAAACACUUUUUUCUGCAACGUGGAUCCAUAUCAGCAAAUUCAGGGGAAACGACUCCACAUCAUGAUGAUGACAACGCAGCCACCCAAAUGCGCAAGAAUGGACUUGAUACUCGCGUUACUGAUUUGGCAUCCGAAUGGUAUCCGGAUUUACACCUUGUUUGUGAAAAACUGGCAAAAAUGGAUGAACAUUGGAAAUAUCGCGAAGAAUACCAGCAAGUACCGAAGAUGGCACACGAUAUCACUUGGAAUUAGUAUAGUUUUUUUUUUUCUUUUUUGGGUUUAUUUAUUAUUGUUUUUAUAUUAUUGUAGUUACUUUAUAGUAUAGUAUAGGUUUCUUCACUUUUUCUUCAGUCUUUUGAUUCGCAUGAAUAAAUAAAUAAAAAAAAAUA